Molecule: messenger RNA, 2844 nt
Organism: Athene cunicularia (burrowing owl)
Lineage: Eukaryota; Metazoa; Chordata; Aves; Strigiformes; Strigidae
Gene: TMTC2
Product: transmembrane and tetratricopeptide repeat containing 2
Exons: 12
Coding region: 176-1951 (591 amino acids)
Biological process (GO): protein O-linked glycosylation via mannose
Cellular component (GO): endoplasmic reticulum membrane
Molecular function (GO): mannosyltransferase activity; protein binding
Source: RefSeq, a predicted model, not a curated record
CAAGGAGUGACUGUUCUGGCCAUUUCAGCGGUGUACGAUGUCUUUGUAUUUCAUCGACUGAAGAUGCAUCAGAUCAUUCCUGCUUUAUACAAGAAAAAAGAAUUUGACCCUCUUCUUCAGCAUUGGUUUACUGACCUCCUGGGGGACUACACUGCUGGGUGUCCGCUUAUACUGGAUGGGCAACAAACCCCCAAGUUUUUCCAAUUCUGACAAUCCAGCAGCUGACUCAGACAGUUUGCUCACACGUACGCUGACCUUCUUUUACCUGCCAACCAAGAACAUCUGGCUGUUGCUGUGCCCAGAUACCCUCAGCUUUGACUGGUCUAUGGAUGCCGUGCCUCUUCUGAAAGCAGUCAGCGACUGGAGGAAUCUACACACUGUGGCCUUCUAUGCUGGACUCCUCCUCCUUGCCUGCUUUAGCUUGAAGGGCUCCAGCAAUGAGAGAGAAUGCAAUGGGAAAACUGUAAUGAAUGGCAAGCAGAACACUAAUGGGCAUAGCUACCACUCGGAGAUGGAGUACAAGACACUGGAGGUGAAGUCAACCUUUGUAUCAAAAGAAGAGAAUGGUAUAAAAAAGCAUGAAAUGCAGAAAUUGCAGCUUCCUUCAACUGAGAACAUUGUCAUUCUGUCUUUGUCUUUGUUAAUAGUGCCCUUUGUUCCUGCCACAAACCUAUUUUUCUAUGUUGGCUUUGUAAUAGCAGAGCGUGUGCUGUAUGUUCCUAGUAUGGGCUUCUGCCUGCUGGUUACAGUAGGUGUCAGGGCCCUUUAUGUCAAAGCCCAGAAGCGCUUUCUGAAGAACUUGGUUCUUUGUUCCACUGCUGCAUUAAUUGUUUUCUAUGGACUCAAGACGGUUGUCAGGAAUGGGGACUGGCAGAAUGAGGAGAUGCUGUAUAGGUCAGGGAUAAAAGUAAACCCUGCUAAAGCAUGGGGUAACCUUGGAAAUGUUCUCAAGAGCCAGAGCAAGAUUUCUGAAGCUGAAAGCGCCUAUAGAAAUGCCUUGUACUACCGCAGCAACAUGGCUGAUAUGCUUUAUAAUUUAGGAUUACUACUUCAGGAAAACAGCAGGUUUUCAGAGGCAUUGCAUUAUUAUAAACUGGCAAUUGGAAGCAGACCCACACUAGCUUCUGCCUAUUUAAAUACUGGUAUCAUCCUCAUGAACCAAGGAAAGACAGAGGAAGCAAGGAGGACUUUCCUGAAGUGUUCAGAGAUCCCUGAUGAAAAUUUGAAAGAUCCUCAUGCUCAUAAAAGCUCUGUUACUAGCUGUCUUUAUAAUUUAGGAAAACUUUUUCAUGAACAAGGACACUAUGAGGAUGCCCUUAUGGUUUACAAGGAAGCAAUACAGAAAAUGCCAAGGCAGUUUGCACCACAGAGCUUAUACAACAUGAUGGGAGAAGCCUAUAUGAGAAUGAGCCGGCUGCCAGAAGCAGAGCGCUGGUACGUGGAAUCACUGCGAUCAAAGAGCGACCACAUCCCAGCCCAUCUUACCUAUGGAAAACUACUGGCUCUGACGGGACGCAAGAGUGAGGCAGAAAAGUACUUUGUGAAGGCUAUUCAGCUGGAUCCUACCAAAGGAAACUGCUACAUGCAUUAUGGUCAGUUCCUCCUAGAAGAAUCCCGCCUGAUAGAAGCAGCUGAGAUGGCAAAAAAAGCAGCUGAACUUGAUAAUACAGAAUUUGAUGUUGUUUUCAAUGCAGCCCAUAUGCUCAGACAAGCCAGUCUCAAUGAAGAGGCUGAGAAGUAUUAUGAAAUGGCAGCAGGAUUAAGACCUAAUUAUCCAGCUGCCCUGAUGAAUCUUGGAGCCAUUCUCCAUCUGAAUGGUAAACUGAAAGAGGCUGAAGAAAACUACCUCCUUGCUCUUCAACUUAAACCUGAUGAUGUCAUCACUCAGUCCAAUCUUCGCAAAUUGUGGAAUAUCAUGGAGAAACAAGGUCUGAAGACAUCCAACACAUGAUGAUGAAAACUCUGAACUUUUAUUUCUUAAAUUGAUUAAACCCACAAACUAGAACUUCCACACAGUUGUCUGGUUGGAGAGCUCAUUGGACUUGACUGCAAGGAUCAGAGGUCUUAAUUGCUGCUAGAAGAAGCUAUCCUGCUUUUUUGGCAUAAAUCUUUUUGCUAGAUAAAUAGAAAAAGGGAGACUUUGAGAUACUCUUGAAGGACUUGUUACCCCACAAAAAUAUUUAGAACGAUAGCACUUGAGAGAAGGUGUUUUGGCUUAUUUGAUAAAUCAUUUCAAAUCCCAUAUCACUCACUUUUGGGUGGGUACUUGAAAUGUAUACUGUCAUUAAAAUACUAAGAGAAAAUUGUACAGUAUACACUAAGCCAUAUGGGAGUAAAAGUGGUAAUAGUAGGUUAAAGUAUUUGCUGAUACUGUAACUCAUUAAAAUGUAUACUAAAUCCAGUGUGUUUGCAGUUUGUCUUAAUGCUGCUGUAUCUCACUUUAGGACCACUUGCUUACCAAUUUCACAGCUUAUAUGGUCAAUUUUUUUCAAAUCUGUCACUUGUGAUUAGAUGACAUCAUUCAAAAUGUUUGCCGAGAAGAUGCAUAUUAUUUCUGCUUGUUAAGUUUUAAUGCAGUUUUCUUGAAAUACACAGCCAAAUGGCUGUGGGCUAGACAGAAUGAGCAAGGAACUGCUCAUACUCUACAUCAGUACAUAGUACAUACUACAUCAGAUGUGUAUGUAGAGUGGUAAAAAAAAAAAAUCCAGAGGUGUGAUUUAGUAACAGAAACAAGACUGAUGCUUUGCCCUGAUAUCAGAUGAGUGUGGUCAAACUGUCAUCUUAAGGAUAAAAAAAGAAAGAUAUUUUAGAAAAAUGUGUUUGAUUCUUUUUACAUUGCUGUCA